Molecule: messenger RNA, 3833 nt
Organism: Coccinella septempunctata (seven-spotted ladybird)
Lineage: Eukaryota; Metazoa; Arthropoda; Insecta; Coleoptera; Coccinellidae
Gene: jar
Product: myosin heavy chain 95F
Exons: 17
Coding region: 4-3711 (1235 amino acids)
Biological process (GO): vesicle transport along actin filament; actin filament organization; endocytosis
Cellular component (GO): myosin complex; endocytic vesicle; cytoplasm
Molecular function (GO): ATP binding; actin filament binding; microfilament motor activity
Source: RefSeq, a predicted model, not a curated record
GACAUGGAUCUUGUGUGGGCAAGGCAUCCCAGUGAGGGUUUUGUCUUGGGCAGAAUUUGUGAAAUUUUGGGAGAUGAAGUUGAAAUCAGUCCAAUUGAUUUAAAAUUUCCAAAGAUGACAAUACCCUACGCUGAUAUAUUUCCUACCUCUAAGGAGGACAUCAACAGAGAUUUCGAUGAUAACUGUGAAAUGAUGUUUCUCAAUGAAGGAUCUCUAUUGAAUAAUGUAAGAACGAGGUAUUAUAAGAAUAAAAUAUACACCUAUGUCGCAAAUAUAUUGAUAGCUGUAAAUCCCUACAAAGAAAUUCCAUCCCUGUAUUCCAAAGAAACAAUGAAGAGUUAUCAGGGCAGAUCUCUUGGUGAAAGACCACCGCAUGUGUUCGCGAUAGCCGAUAAAGCUUUCAGAGAUAUGAAAGUUCUUAAACAAUCGCAAUCCAUAAUAGUAUCAGGUGAAUCUGGUGCGGGUAAAACAGAAUCGACGAAACAUCUUUUGAUUUACUUGUGCGACAUGUGGGGGGCUCACGCAGGUCCUAUAGAGCAAAAAAUACUAGAUGCGAAUCCUGUUUUAGAAGCCUUCGGUAACGCCAAAACCACCAGGAACAACAACUCGUCGAGAUUCGGGAAAUUCAUUGAGGUUCACUUCGACAAGAAGUUUCAAGUGGUAGGAGGACAUAUUUCCCACUAUCUUCUUGAGAAAUCAAGAAUUUGUUCCCCAAUUGGCGAAGAAAGAAGCUAUCACAUUUUCUAUAUGUUGAUGGCAGGAGGACCAGAAGAUUUGAGAAAGCAGCUUUUCCUAACGAAACCGGAUGAUUUCAAUUACCUCAAAAAAGGUUGCACAAGGUUUUUCACGAACAGCCGCAGUGAAAAAACUCUAUCUGCAAAUCAGAAGAGUGCGGAUCACCUAAAGAACGGCCCUUUGAGGGAUAUACUCCUAGACGAUGUGGGCGAUUUUCAAGUUCUAGAUGAAGCUCUCGAUAGACUAGGUUUGAGCCAAACCGACAGAUUCGAUAUUUAUAAAACUGUUGCUGCAGUACUUCAUCUGGGUAAUAUUGAAUUCGAAGAUGAUUCAGAUGAUAGGAGAGGUGGCUGCAGAGUGGCCCAGAACAAAGGAAACAGUUUGAAUAUUGCUUCCAAGUUGUUGAACAUUGAUCCUACAGAUCUCAGACAAGCUUUGGAAUCCAGGGUGAUGCAAAGUACACGUGGAGGCUUGAAAGGAACCGUCAUUAUGGUUCCACUGAAGGUACAAGAAGCGAUCAAUGCAAGGGAUGCCCUAGCAAAGGCCAUUUAUAGCAACCUCUUUGAUCACAUAGUGUCUUGUAUAAACCAAAGUAUUCCAUUCAAAGCAUCCAGUUAUUAUGUUGGCGUACUGGAUAUUGCAGGUUUUGAAUUCUUCACCGUUAAUAGUUUCGAACAGUUCUGUAUUAAUUACUGCAACGAGAAACUACAACAAUUCUUCAACGAAAAGAUUCUCAAGCAUGAGCAGGAUCUUUAUAAGAGAGAAGGUUUGAGUGUUCCAGAAAUUUCUUACAUUGACAAUCAAGACUGCAUAAAUUUAAUCGAAGCUAAAUCCAAAGGUAUACUCACUCUCUUAGAUGAAGAAUCCAAACUUCCCAAGCCGUCAUAUGUUCAUUUCACAAAUGAAGUGCACAAAAACUGGCCCAAUGAAUUCAGAUUGGGACUGCCUAGAUCGUCGAAAUUGAAACUACAUAGGAAUUUGAGGGAUGAUGAAGGAUUCUUGAUCCGACAUUUUGCUGGAGCCGUUUGUUAUCAAACGAUACACUUCAUCCACAAAAACAACGAUGCCCUGCACGCUUCCUUGGAAAGUAUAAUUCAAGAAAGUAAAAGCAACCUCAUACAAAAGUUAUUCUCUAACUCAAUGGCUCAAAAAGGGAAGCUAACGUUCAUUAGUGUAGGUAACAAGUUUAAAACCCAGUUAUCUGAACUUAUGGAAAAAUUGAAAUUGAAUGGUACUAAUUUCAUUCGAUGUAUAAAACCUAAUAAUAAAAUGGUAGAUAAUCAGUUCGAAGGUGCUCUAAGUUUGAUGCAACUCAAGUGUUCUGGUAUGACCAACGUUUUGGAACUUAUGGAGCAUGGAUAUCCGAGCAGAACCGAAUUUGCUGAUUUGUAUAACAUGUACAAGGAAUAUCUUCCGAAGGAAUUGGCAGUUUUGAAACCGAAAAUUUUCUGCGAAGCGAUGUUGCACAGUCUAAAUCUGCACGAGAAGGAUUAUAAAUUUGGCAUCACAAGAGUGUUCUUCAGGCCAGGAAAGUUUAGUGAAUUCGACCAAAUUAUGAAAUCAGAUCCAGAAAACUUGAGACAAAUGAUUGGAAAAAUAAAAAAAUUCCUUGUCAAAUCUCGUUGGCUGAAAUGCCAGUUCGGAAUUUUAGCUGUUAUCAAGAUAAAAAAUAUAAUGAAAAACAGAAUCUGUUCCAUCAUCUUGAUACAGAAACAGGUAAGGGGUUAUUUGGUCAGAAGACGUUACGGACCAAAAAUAAGAUUGACUCGGCAAUUGAAGAGCUUGGAUAAGAGGCUAGCUAGCAUCCAAGAUAACUCCGUUCAAAUUAAAAGUCGAGAAAAUAUCGAUAAGGCUGUUCAAAGAAUGAAAGUCGAUAUAACUUCCACACUGCAACGUAUUAAGACUGACCAAAAACUAACCGAAACGGAUUGCACCAACAUCUUCAACAAAUUUGAAAAUGAUGUAGAUGUACUGAGGAGAGAAGUACAAAGAAAAUUAGAAGAACAGAAAAUGGCAGAGGAGCAAGCUAGACUGAAAAAAAUUCAGGAACAAAUGGAGAGGGAGAAAAAACAGAGAGAAGAAGAACAAAGGAAGAAACAAGAAGAGGAGGAAAUGAGAAAAAUGAAAGCUGAAUUGGAAAUUCAACGAAAGAAAGCGGAAGAGGAAAGAAAAAAGCAGGAAGAGGCAGAAGCCAAGCUAGCUCAGGAACAUAAGGAACGACUUGAAAAAGAAGCUCUAGAAGAAAAACUAUAUUUGGAACGUGUAGAACAAGAAAGGCAGGAUCAUGAGCUGGCUUUCAGAUUAGCACAAGAAAGUGAUGGUCAGUUAGAAGAAAGUCCACCCUUGACUAGGAACAGUGGAGUGGAUUCUGCUAGGCAGUCCUUCAAACUCAACAGGUCAGACGCAGUUAAAAAUCAACAGGCAGCUCUCAGUAAAGGUAAAUACGAUUUAUCGAAAUGGAAAUACUCUGACUUGAGGGAUACCAUAAAUACGUCAUGCGAUAUCGAUCUCCUCGAAGCUUGCCGUCAUGAAUUCCACCGCAGAUUGAAGGUUUACCAUGCUUGGAAAGCAAAGAACCAAAGACGUAGUAUUAUGAAUGAAAACGAAAGGGCGCCAAGAUCAGUGAUGGAAUCUGCCAAUAAAACUCCUAGACUUCAACCAAAAAUGAACAAGGAUGAUAAUUACAAACAGAGAUAUUUCCGUAUACCAUUUACGCGGGGUGAUCCGAAUAAGAAAGGAUUUUGGUUUGCUCAUUUUGAUGGUCAAUAUGUGGCAAGACAAAUGGAAUUACAUCCAGAGAAAGUUCCGGUUUUAUUAAUAGCAGGCAAGGAUGAUAUGCAAAUGUGCGAACUAUCUUUGGAAGAAACUGGACUAACAAGAAAGAGAGGAGCUGAAAUUUUGGAGAGCGAAUUUGAGAAGGAAUGGUCCAAAAACGGCGGUAAACCUUAUUCGAAACCAUCUGAUAGGAAGAAAUGAGAACUUUCAAAUUUUGAUACAUCGGAAAAUUGUUGCAUAGAAGGAAUUAAUAGAUUAGUGGUGAUAAAUCAUAUGCAUUGUAUUUAAUAUAACUUUGGAAAUAAAUAUUACUGUUGAAAUUA